AACAAAACAUACGAAUAUGAACAUGAAUAUCUUGUGUUGGGUUUCGUAACUUCUUUGCAUUGUCCACAGUUUUCCAUUCCCCCAAACUGGCUCAAUCUUGGUAGAGGAUAAGUCUUUCCCUCCUGCCAUCCUUACUCAUCUACCAUCCUUCAAGUCGAUACCCCGCAACGAACCCCACCUCUGAAUAUUCCAACGAACGUCUGCAAGCUACUCGUACAUCCUCACAAAUUACAACUCAGCUAUCAUCUACUUUGCACCUUUACCCAAUAUGGCAGAUAAAGAUCCAAUUACGUGCCACGCCCUCGACACAACUACUGGUCGACCAGCUGCCGGAAUCAAUGUCACUUUGCUCUGCCUUUUCGAGGAAUCGACCAUUUUUCGAGCCAUUACGAAUGCCGACGGUCGAAUUGCCAACUGGAAUAAUGAUGCCGGGUCCAAGAAAGUCGGCGAACUGAUCGCUGAAGGAGGAAAAACAGAAUUUCAGAAUCUGCCAAAGGGAUCCAGCAUGUGGAAAUUACGAUUCGAGACUGGCGCAUACUAUGGUUAUGAAAACACUUUCUUUCCCUGCGUUGAACUCAACUUCGCGGUCAAGGAAGGAGAACAUUUCCACGUUCCUCUACUUUUGGGUCCAUACAGUUAUACAACUUAUCGCGGAAGUUAGUUUGGGAUAUUAUACUUCGGUUUAUUCCCAUGAAUGAAGUUAUUUCAUGGUUCUAUCGAGAUAAAGCAAUAAUUACAAAGGGAUAGUAUUUAUUAUCAACCUUUCGGACCUCCGAACUCCAAACCCAUUGAACGCCUCGCUUACUUGAUCAAAUCCCGCUCAUUUUUGUGUUGUCCUGUGUUCAUCAAGAUUGUUUCUUCCAAACUCCUAAUUGCCUGCACCUUCGCUGUUCAACUUUGUCAUCUAACCUCUAUGUAAACUCAG
Sclerotinia trifoliorum is the source of this 925-nucleotide messenger RNA. The record is from the annotation of a GenBank genome assembly. Lineage: Eukaryota; Fungi; Ascomycota; Leotiomycetes; Helotiales; Sclerotiniaceae.